CUCCACCUUCUUACUGCUCCCUCAGAGGGUUGGGUCCAGAGAUUUAAGCUGAGAGGAAGAGGAAGCUGAGCUAACUUAGCAGUGACACGAGUUUCCUCCAUUUAUCAGCCAGAUUUCAACAGACUGGGCGGCGGUUUACUUUGGCAAAAGCACUGUGCCGCGAACAAUGAUCCCAUUGACAGGUGCGGAGUGGCUGCUGUGUUUUUGAAGUAUAACUGUGAUCUGGAAGUGAAUGUGAUGAUGAGGAGGAACAAGCUGCACUUUGGAUUAUGAUGAAGCUAACUUGGUCUCAACAAUUCACAACAGCAAAUAUGCUUCGGCAACUUCAGGAGUUGGGCUCUCAUGCCUUGGAUAUCUACAAUUACCUCUUGGCAGGAAUGGAUCCACGGAUAAAGGACUACCCAUUGAUGGAGAGUCCUGUUCCCAUGACGGCAAUACUAUUGGUCUACCUGUUUUUCAUAAUGUAUGUGGGACCUCGCAUUAUGGCCAACCGGAAACCCUUCCAGCUGAAAGAGGCCAUGAUAGUCUACAAUUUCUUGCUGGUGGCUCUAUCGGUUUACAUUGUGUAUGAGUUUCUGAUGUCUGGUUGGGCUACAACGUAUACUUGGAGAUGUGAUGCAAUUGAUACCUCAAAUAGUCCUCAAGCUCUAAGAAUGGUCAGUGUUGCAUGGCUCUUCUGGUUUUCAAAGAUAAUUGAGCUGAUGGACACAAUCUUCUUUGUGUUGAGGAAAAAACACGGCCAGAUUACGUUCCUGCACAUCUUUCACCACUCCUUCAUGCCGUGGACCUGGUGGUGGGGAGUCAGCUUUGCUCCUGGUGGAAUGGGAUCUUUCCAUGCCAUGGUGAACUCUUCCGUCCAUGUCAUCAUGUAUUUCUAUUAUGGUCUUUCUGCUGCUGGACCGCGCUUCCAGAAGUUUUUGUGGUGGAAAAAAUACAUGACUGCCAUUCAGCUGACCCAGUUUGUCCUGGUCUCCCUCCACGCCACUCAGUAUUACUUCAUGGACAGCUGUGACUACCAGUUCCCCACCAUCAUUCACCUCGUCUGGAUGUACGGCACCUUCUUCUUCAUCCUCUUCUCCAACUUCUGGGUCCAAGCCUACGUGAAGGGUAAGCGGCUGCCCAAACAGGACACCAAGGAACAGAACGGUGCAGUGGCAUACGCAAACGGCAAACACCAAGAGAACGGAAAAGUCCACGAAAACGGCAAAUUGUAUGAGAACAGCAGCAGUAACGGCAUCCACCACGCAGCUACCAACGGCUCCACUCAAUAUGAGAACGGCCGCGCCCACAACGGCAAGAUGAAGAAAGCUUAGAGACUUUGGAAAGAAGUACCCAGGAAGUAUGACCUAGUCAGCUUGUUAAAAUUACUAUGGAUUCCAAAGAAUAAUUUGACUGUUUUACAGUUUGUUUGUUUUUUUUUUGUUGUUUUUUUUAGUUUCUUGUGUAAAACA
Messenger RNA from Poecilia latipinna (sailfin molly), 1451 nucleotides. It is a transcript of the gene elovl1b, whose product is annotated as ELOVL fatty acid elongase 1b. The record is from RefSeq and is a predicted model, not a curated record. Lineage: Eukaryota; Metazoa; Chordata; Actinopteri; Cyprinodontiformes; Poeciliidae. The transcript has 9 exons. Gene Ontology annotation, cellular component: endoplasmic reticulum; endoplasmic reticulum membrane. The coding region runs from base 270 to 1313 and encodes 347 amino acids. Gene Ontology annotation, molecular function: fatty acid elongase activity. Gene Ontology annotation, biological process: fatty acid elongation, saturated fatty acid; fatty acid elongation, polyunsaturated fatty acid; fatty acid elongation, monounsaturated fatty acid.